Biomphalaria glabrata is the source of this 4624-nucleotide messenger RNA. Its product is annotated as Rieske domain-containing protein-like. The transcript is spliced from 3 exons. Gene Ontology annotation, molecular function: 2 iron, 2 sulfur cluster binding. The record is from RefSeq and is a predicted model, not a curated record. Bases 684 to 1163 code for a protein of 159 amino acids. NCBI's taxonomy places the organism in Eukaryota, Metazoa, Mollusca, Gastropoda, Planorbidae.
GUCUACAGACUUCAAGACUACAUCAGUUUUCAGUACUUGAACUAAGUUUACUAAGACCUAAGCCUAAGAACUUCUCAGACUCAGGACUUCUGUUGUAGUCUGUACUUGACUACUUCACUUGUUGCACUUGUAGUGACUUGUAUUAUUGUAACAUAUGAAUCAUGGUGAUGUGAUCACCCUCUAGUCCUCUAGUUAAGACUUUAAGUCUAGUUGAUCUAGAUUCUUAGUCUCUAAAUAUCUAUAUAAGAUACAGUGUACAGAUUACAGUCGUAGAGUCAGAGUCUACACAUAUUUUAUUGUUACAGUUACAUAGUUUAAAUAUUAGUUAAAGAGAGAUACUUAGAUAGGAUUUCUAGACAAGCUGUGAUUAAAAAUCAUUAGUCAUAUCACUGGUGUAAUUGAAUACUUGCAUUGUGAACAGAAUCUUCAGUUUAUUGUUGUUCUAUGAUGACUAUGACUAAUUGAAGUAAUUCAUACUCAAUAGAUUCAAUCAAUGCUGUAGAUUUAAUUUAAAAAAUCAAAUUCAAAUAGGAUCUAUACUACUAGAGUUUACUAGACUAUAUGUAUAUGCAGAUUCUAGAUCUUAAGACAGUCUAGUUAUUCUACUAGAUCUAAUACUAAAUAUAGAUCUACAUAUAUUCUCUAUAUAUUAAUUUGUACAAGUCCAAUAGAAAGAAUUAGAGAUGGAUCAAAAACUUUUUUUUCCUGUUCCAGAUGUUCAUAUUAAAGAUUUACUAGACUGGCAAAAUGAAUUGGAAAGAAAUCAGCGCCAACAAAUUUUGAAGCUACUUAAAAAGCAGGGAGAUAUUCAUCAAGAGGCUGCUCUUAAACUUCUGCAUGAGAAGUGCUUUGGGAAAUCUCUGUUACUAAAUGAUGAGAAAAUUGCUUUAUUUAGAAUUGGAAAUUCAGUUUAUGCCAUUCAAUCAGUCUGUCCACAUGCUGGUGGACCUUUACAUUUAGCAGACAUAGAAGACAUUGGCUCCACACAAGUCUGUGUCAAAUGCCCUUGGCACAAGUGGAAAUUUCGCUUGGACAAUGGUGAGACAGUUUUUCCACCCAAAAGCUCUACUGUUGCCAAGACAUAUCCUGUUAAAGUUGAAAAUGAUGGACGUAUCUUUGUUGGGUUUGAUGCAUUUGGACCCUCUGCAUUUAAUUUGGAAUAACAUAAGUGACCACAAAGCAACUUUUCCUUUGUUUCAAACUUAUUGAUUGUUUUGGUCUAUAUGGUGUCUAAAGGAAAUAUUUAUAAAUCAUCAAAAAGUUUUGUGAUUCAGUAGUGAAUAAGGGACUUAAUCAUGUUUGCCCUUUGAAAUGUCAUUUUUUGUUCACUUAUUUAACAUUACCUGACACAUUGUGUGUGGCUUUUUAAUUCUCAAAUAUUUUUGAUAGCUUUGUUUUAAAAGUUUUGAAAGUCUUAAAGCUGGUAUCAAACUGUAUUUAACAAAACACCAUAAGACAAUUUCCUUAUUAAACCAAAUAUACUUGUACAAAUAUUUAUCUGGAUAAUUAUUAGUAAAUGUGUAUAACCACUAUAUAUCACACAACUAUUGUGAAUUCAUUUUAUCCAUAAAUGAACACUAAAGAUAUUAUUUUAAUUUAUUUUAGCAAUAAAAACUGAAAUAUUAUGUAAAUAACUUCUAGUCAUUUAAGAACCAUUUAGGACACAAUAUUAACUUUCAGUCAGAUUUUUUUCUCCAAUUAGCAAAAGUGUUUGUUUGUUUUUAUUAUAGUUGGUACAAAAAACCCCAGUCAUUUUUAUUUGAAACAAAAUAUAUUGUUAACAAAUUUUAAUUCAUCAGUAUUAGUACAUUUAUUUCAAAUAUAUUUUUAAAAAUGUUUCAUUUAGGAAACUUUUAACUGAUAAUUAUUUUAAUGUUUUAAAAAACAUAAUUAAAAAAAUGGAUGACUUAUUUUUAAAACAAUAUUUUCACCCUACGAAAUAAAUAUAGAAUACAAAUGUUACUAAUUUGAACACCUUAGCAACAUAAUGGGGACAUAAUUAUUUUUGUACAAAGCAAUCAAUCUUCAUGCAUAGUUAGCACAGAUCUUCAAGGAAGGUUGAUAAUUCAAACUCCUCAGUUUUUCUGUUUAAUGUAAAGAAUGUUUGGCUAUUCAAACUUAUUAUUUUUUCUGGUUUUUAUUGUUGUUGUACCAAUAUUCCUCAGGGCUGGCGUAAGUUUUGAAAAGAUGGAGAAAAAAAGUUUAUUUAUCUUUUACAACAGUUUUACCGGUGAUUUAUUGCUUAAUGUUUGAUUCACCUUUACCUAUCCCUUAUUCGUUGAACUGUUGGGACACUACACAAGAUCUGUCAACCAUUUUUUCUCCAUUCCUCUCUCUUCUUUGCCUUGAAUAGAAUUUCAUUCAAUGUCAGGCCUGUUCAUUUUUCGACAUUGUCUUCCCAUUGCUUUCUCUGUCCUCCUCUUCUUCUUUUUCCUGGUACUGUUCCUUGAAGGAAGGUCUUUGAUUAGAAAUUAGAAAAUGUUUUAAGUCUAACUAGUUCUAAGCCAGUGUUCAUAAGAAAAUAUUUUUUUUUUUAGAAAAGCUUAAAGUGUCAGAGAUUAUAAGAAAAGCAACCACUUUCUGGUUCAUAGUCCUUUACAAGAUUUUUGCACACUUUCUUUUUCCAUGUGCUAUAUAAUCUUAUACUCGAUAAUCAUUUUAAAGGACAGUGAUUUCAGAAUGAUGUUUGCGUAACAUACACGAUUAUGCACCUUUUUUUUAAAAAAAACUUGCCUCUUAAUUCACAUAACCCGGUUACAAUGCCAUAGUACUGCUGUGAAAUCAGUCAUUUUAACUGCAUGUAGAUGAACCAAAGUGUGAAAAGUACAUUACAACUGUGAUUUAUGACUUUUUUUAAAAAAAUUUACUAUAUAUAUGUCACAUUAGUUUGAUUUGUCAUAGAAAUACAUUUAACACUAUGCAAAAUGUUUUAUUUAUUUAAAAUACAACAAUCAAUCAUAACUGUAUCUAACUGAUUUUUUUUCAACUCUAAUGCAUUUUUUGUGUGUACAAUGUAUUUAGUUUUAAUAACUUUAUAUCUGUUCAUUCGCAUACAAUCCCAUUAAUCAUACGAUAUAUCUGAGAAAUUAAGUCACUAGUGAAUAGGUUUAAAAAUGAGUUUUUGUUAACAACUAGAUGUCUUUUGUCCGUAAUUUUUACAUCAACAAAAUUUUUUUCCUAGUUCAUGGCUGAAGUCAUAUAUUUUUAAAAUAAUUUUCUUGAAAGUAAUCUUUUAAAAAAAAAAUGAUGGCUUUUUUGAAAAAAAAAUCCAGUGUUACUUUAUUUUCAUUCCUUUUUAAAAAAAAUUUAAUUAAGAUAUCAACAUGAGUUGCCUUCCUUGCUAAACUGACUUUAAGUUUGUUAUUAGCAAAUAUUUGUUCUUCCACUCUGUUGAUCCUCUUACUCAGUGCUCUUGAAUACUAUGAUUAACUUUUUUUUUUCUUAGUUAAAAAGCAACUGUUCUCUUAUUUCAAUAUGAUAUCUAGUUUUCAAAGUAAAUUUCAAUGUAACAAUGGUAACAGUCUGUAUUGUAGGGAUGUUUGCCGAGUCUUGUAGAUUAUAUGUCCUGCUGUAGACUGUGAUGGAGCACUGUUUGUGUAAAUGCCAGUUUCUUAUAAACUACAGACCACCGUGGAGAAAUAAGGCGGUAGAUAAAUUUGACUGACACUAUUGUAUAACUGAAUAGCACUGAGGUGAAGUCCAAGUCUUACAGCAAUGGCUAUGAUGUUGUCUUUGUGAAGUCUAGUUGCCAGCUCAUUAUUCUAUUUUUUUGCUACCUAACCUUUUAUUUUCUGUAUUACAUUUCCUCAACGGUGUAUUGCACAUUUUGUUCUCUAGUCAUCAUACUUUAUAUUAUGAGAGAACGUUUUGUGGUGAUGACCCAUAUAACAAUAUUGUGACAUAAGUUUUAUACAGGAGUCGUUAUAUUUAAAAAAAAAUUUCUUGAUUGCUUGAUAACAUAGAAUACCGGUAGCUUAAUUUAUAUAUCUGAUUUUUAAAAUGUUAUAUUAUCUUUGAAAAGAAUGUAAACAAAACCUUUAUAAAAAUAUUGAAUAAAACAACAAACAGUUUGGCCCUGAUCACUCAAGUGGAUUGUUUUCCCCUUAACUAAAAUGGUAACUGCAACAUCUAUAUGACAAAUAUUUUAUUAUAUUAUUUUAUUUAUUACAUGACCAACGCAUUGGUUACAUUCAGGAUAUUUACUCUUUGCAUUGAAAGUCAUGUCUGCCAAUUGUACUGUUUUUGCUCAGCUCCUCCUUCAACUACAUAGUCUAUACACCUUUUCAGUGAUUCAUGUGCUACAUAAGUCAGAGAGAUGAAGAUUGCAAUUGAAUUACUUGAUUAAUUAAGCAGGAGGACUUAAGUUGUUGCAAAAAUUGUGAACUUUCCUGUUUUUAUUUUAGUUGAUUAAAAAUUGUGUCACUAUCUGGCUAUUUAAAAAAAAAGAGUAAUUUAUUACAGUGUUAAUGUGUUAACAUUAAUUCAGGUAGUAAGUAUUUUGUUGUGAUAUUAUUCUGGUCAUUUCUUAGCAGGCAAUGACAUAUGACAAUUAAUUAAGCAGGAUGACUUUAGUUGUUGCAAAAAUUGUGAACUUUCCUGUGUUGAUUUAGAAAUGUAUCACUAU